Dufourea novaeangliae is the source of this 5502-nucleotide messenger RNA. RefSeq lists its product as uncharacterized. Gene Ontology annotation, molecular function: molecular adaptor activity. Gene Ontology annotation, cellular component: glutamatergic synapse; postsynaptic specialization. The transcript is spliced from 13 exons. The coding region runs from base 1 to 3012 and encodes 1003 amino acids. Gene Ontology annotation, biological process: signaling. NCBI's taxonomy places the organism in Eukaryota, Metazoa, Arthropoda, Insecta, Hymenoptera, Halictidae. The record is from RefSeq and is a predicted model, not a curated record.
AUGGAGGGAAGACCGAAGAUCGAGAUCAUCCGUGUGCCUUCGAACGAACGCGGUAACUUCCGGUCUCUGGAUGGUAUUCGCGGAAGCUACAGCCACAUUCGCGUUGGCACGUACUGUCCAGAACCGGAAGUGAAGGUGGUGGUUUGCGAGAGCAAACCGCCGAUCGAACAGUCGCGAAAAUUUAAGAAAAACCUGGGACCAGUUUCGAAGCUGCUCAGACGUCGCCAUCAUGCCACAUACCUUGCCACCAAAUCCUGUGAUAACAUUUAUAGCGUGAAUAGAAGUAGUAGCUCCUUGGACUGGAGGGUUAGUCAGACUGUGAAUGAACAAAGCUUUCAAUCCCGACAAAGUAGCAGCCUAGACUGGCGAGUAGGGAGGUCCAUUAAUAAACUACAUUGGAGGGACACGACCAGAAGCGCCGAACAGCUUUCAAGAAGCGGACCGAUCGGAUCGGAUCAUCUUCAAACUCCCAGCACAAAAUCGAAACUCAUUUCACUGUUGCGACGACUUUCUCCUCGACUUUCACGACCCGGCAGCAAUUCCUUGCAAGCCUCGCCGACGAUCUGUCCAUGGGUGCAGGUCGAGUACUCCUCGGAAUCGAUUAACGAGGAUCUACGCGAAGAUUCUCAGGAGGGCGACGCGAGCUUUCAGAGAGAAUUGCAGCUGAACGAACUGCGGAAACGUAUGGCUGGGAUUCCAACAGCUUCUCAGGUUACCACGAAAGUGAUUAGGGAUGGCAAGGAGGAAGGUUCGUCCCGUCCUAGGGUAGGAGUACAGGAACCGGAAAUCGACUUUAAUAACCCCAUCAAAUCUGUACACGAGGACCGCGGGGAGGAGGAUCGUCGACGCGUCAGCGGGCAAACGCGCGGUGGCGGCGAGGUAGCGGGCUUGGAGGACGUCGCCGACUCCUGCGCCGCGACGCUGACGCCGUCGGUCCCAGGCGCCGGCGGCAUCAGGUCGAAUCGUCGGACGAGGCCGUUAUCGCUCGCGGUGCAACCGCUUAAUUACCGUCGCCUCGAUCCGGACCCAAAGAUCACCGGCGACUUCGUCACCAGCCAUCGCCCUAACAUGACUAGCCAGGAGAGCAUCGGCAGCUGCAGUUUGGACGCCGACCAAUCCGCGUCCGACCGAUCAGAGAACACCGUCGACUCCUUGUCCAAGAAGACUCUACACAGUCUGAACUUGUCCUGCAACGGUAACUCGGUCUCUACGCCCGAUAACCUGGCAAACGGCAGCAGCGAGACGCUGCAGAAGUCCCACCUGACGCCCGAUGAAAAAUUGAACGUCAGCAAUGGUCAUCGAGGCAGUCCCGAGCCAGAACAGCUGACAGUGAAGAAACCGAGCUAUUUGGGCCUGGCCUGCAGCAUCAGCGGUUAUUCAGGGAUCAAUCGGUACGACAGCAAGCUGAGGGAAGGGUUUCGAUCGAGGGACAGCAGUCCUGGGACUAGGCUUAUCACGAGGGACGGCAGUCCGGCGGGUUUCAGAUCAAACGACAAUCUCGACGUGCCAGCGCACCCAUAUCCGCCGAAGAGUCAGUCGAUUUCACCCCUAGCGAUGGAUAGGCAAAACGGUUUCUCGAACGGUCUGAAGGAGGAAUGCAAAGUGGAGGCAUACAGAGACUCCAGAAGCUCCAUCAGCAUAUGCCAGGGUUACUCGGAGGUCGACAAGGGUGUCUUGCAUCCGACAUUCCCAGAUAUUAGCCCGAUUCGGUCCAACAACCCCACGAAACGUAGCCCCGAGGUGCAGCAGAUGAUGUCUUGCGGUCAGCAGAAUAAAUCGUUCUCGUCCCAUUUCUCGGGGUCGUCUCCUAAACAAGCUACCGCGAAUCACUCGAACAGUUCGUUCAGCGACACGAGUAUACUGAACGGAUCCUCGGUGGACAUGGACAGCCAGAUAUUAAAUACGUCCUCGAGCAGCGAGAAAUCUUUCAUUCAGCAACGAGUGGAACGGCUCUACGGCCCCGGAGCCCUCGCCCAGGGCUUUUUCUUCAAACGUAGCGCUAGUAGAUUGAACGCCAGCGACAGCAGUUUCAAUAAGUCGAGCAACAAUAAUGACGUGUCGACCGACAACGCGAACACGGAGGAGUCCUUGAAGAAUCUUCCUGUACUGAGACACUUGAGACCGGAAUUCCGUGCUCAGCUUCCUGUGGUCAGCCCUAGGAGACCUACCGAUGGCUCGGAGCAAAUUUUGAAACCUUUACAAAGGGUAACACCGGUGUCGAGGAAGGCGGAGCAGAAACCAAAAUCGCAGACGCCUUCGAAGUUGGACGGUAGUAUUGUGGAGAACAACACUCCGAAGUUAAAUUCCAGCGUGGCCAGCAUCCCUGACCAGCAGCCGGCUGCACCGAAGGUGGUCCUGCCUGUUCUGGAGCCCAGCGCCAGCUCGACGAACGUGGCGAAACAGGCUCAAGAAGCUGAGAAGGCCGAAGAGAAGGAUGGACAUUAUUUCCUGAAGUUGCUGAAACAAGAGACAAACAGGCUUCUCUUGCUUGCUGCAUCAGCGGAAGCGGAGCUGGCCAGCGGCGAUACUGUUGCACUUCCGGAAGAGGCAGCUGGUAAGCUGCGCUCAGCUGCCGGCAAGGCCAGGCUGCUCGCUUCGCAGAAGAUGCAACAGUUCGAGGGACUCUGCCAGAAGAAUAUUAACCAGGUGCCCGGUGAAGAAUUCCCAACGACGAACGAGGAUCUGGCCGGCUUCUGGGACAUGGUCAUGCUGCAGGUGGUUCAAGUAAAUGAGCUUUUCGAUCAGAUUGAAAAGCUACGAAAUUCCCAGUGGCAAGAGACCGUGCCAGAGAAGAAACCAGCCGGCAUCGCUCCCCAGAACGGCAACGCGACGAAGCGUCGCGUGGCGUCGAUCCAUAAACCAAAAUCCACGGCGAACAGCGAGGCGAACAAGAAAGCAAGAGAGGCGAGAGAACAGGCUCGUAGGCAGUUGAUCGAGGAACGAAGACGGGCGAUGCGCUCGAAUGCGCAGAAUUCCGAGAACACCGUGAAGAUCUUUGUCCCGGACACGUAACGAUAAAAAAGACAGCCGAUGGCCGAUCGGCGGUAGCGUUCCGCCCUCGAGUCGGAUCGAAACGCGCGCGGUAUUUUCUAUGCAUUUUCUCGAAACGCUUGGGAUCCAGAGAGGAGGCUGACGCGUGAUAAUAUCGUGCUUUAUCGAAGCCAUCUUCGUCGUCAUGCCGGCGACGAUGUUGGAGAACCACCAGAGCGAUCGGUGUUAAGGAACAACGCAUUCACUUCAUGGUUCUCGAAGUUUCGUCGUCGCAUGGAAGCUACGAAACUUACGCGUCAGCGUUACAAAUAAUUUACCGGAUAUGCUUCGACUACAAUCAAACGCGCUUCGUAUCGUUAGUGUCGAGCGUUAACUUGCCUACUUACGGGACACACCACAGUGCGGUGUAGUAUAUGAUUGGUAGAAUAGUUUCUCGAGUGGUGUCACAGAUUUUUAGAGUACGACUUCACUGUGUUCGAACAAGUCGACACUUCGAUACAGUUCGUAUUUUUAUUACGUCUCUAUACACAUACACAUCUUCGUUCCCCUCCCCUCGGAUUCUACACGCUGUGAUGUAUCGUGCUAAUCUUGUUACGUUUUAUAUCAGAUUAUUACGCUCUGUCGUUCAGAUUUUGUACGAUAUUUAAUGUUCGGUUCGCGGAACGGCAUGAUGACUCGUCGAAAAGAAAAAUACCUUAUUCUGUGUCAUUUUGUGGUUUCCUUCGCGCGGAAAGCGUUCGCCGUUGAGUUUGCGUAGGAGAAGUUAAGCUAUCGAAGAUCAUGGGUAACGAAACAGCACGUAAACUGCUCUUGUCCGUAGGAAUUUUCAUAAAGGACUAGAAGCGUACGCUGUUCGAAUGUUCGGAUCGCGUAGGAAACUAUCGACGUUCUCUGGUGAACGCCAGGGACGGAGGAGUAGUUCGAUCGUGAAUUUUAGUCUGGAUCGAGGAUCCAAAGACCCCUUGUAGCCUACAUUAAUACGUCAGCGAUAGUGCUCGCCUAACGAUUCCGUUUUGCAACAUGUCGAUCGAGAUCGGAACGGAAUGAUUCCUAUUACUUUAAUCAGCCACGUCGCCUAAUAUUACCCGUUUGAACCUCUUCCUUCUUCCCGGGACCCGAAAAUAGUAACCGUGAAUCGAUUUCGUGGAAUACAAUAAAUUAUCAAUGAGUGUUCGAAGGCUCUUCAGAACUGAGUGUUCAGACGUCAUCCCCUCCACUGGGAGUUUUACUGGUUUCACGGGGGACAUUCCCAGUGGUGGAGAUGACGUCAGAGUACUCAUCGAUGAUUUACUGUAGUAAUAAGAGGCAAAAGCUUUCGUGUGUUCUAAAAUCGUUUUAUUAAGUCGACAUUCCCGUAUAGAGACCGUCUCGAGAAGUAGCCCUAAUAUAGUUUAGUUGUGUCCCUCCCCCAGUUAAGUUUAAAGAAUAGGUGUAGUCGAUGUAUCAGCAGACGUAGGUUAGAGCUCGUCCAACCAAAUAACACGCGCCAGCGAAAUUAGUAGACACGGUGGUUGACAAGCCUCCUGAUGAGACUCUCGUCUGCCGACCAUGUGAGAUUUCGGUUCCGUGCGCGCGCGUUACAGAGAGCUCUCUCGAAAGGCGUCGCGUCGUAUUCCGGCGGGCCGCGUUAUUUAUUGACUGUUGAUUCCCUCGGUGCCUUGAUUAAUUUAUACGCGUGUACAUAAAUCGACUGACGACGGCCGACGCGAUCCGAUGCGCCGUCUUCGAUCGAAAACGAGAUUCAACGUCGAUAAAUGAGAACGAAAGCUUCAUGGGCGUUCCCUCCACGGCCUGGUUGAUUAGUUUGAGAGCAAGGAAUACUCUGUUUUCUUCUCGUUUAUCCGUUCCGCCUAAAUAUUCGAUGGCGAUUAAGCGUACAGUGCUCUCUCAUCGCGCCGCGUUGCCUCCAUCUGCGAGCAACUUGUGAUCAGAGAUGGGUACAAUUUUUAUACAAUUAUUUAUUCACACUAAGCGAAGUAUCUUAUUGUUAUAAGUUUUAUCCGAGGAAUUAACGAUCGGAAUGUGAGUGUUUUUUCUUUUACUUGAAUUUUGACUGUCUCAAUGAACGUAUCCGCUCGUCUCUGAUUACGACGAAAGAAUGCUGUGAAAGACUUGUUCGCGCUCGGUCGACAGUUUCUGUAAUAUUCUUGAGCGGACCAGCGAUUGUUUGCUUCUGUUUCUGUGACGCAUCGAAACGCGUGCCGCGAGCGACUGUACAUACAUGUAAGCGUGAGAGAAUAAUGAGCGGCUGGAGAAGCGAGCGACUGCAGGCAAGCGAUCUGUGUAAUUUACAGAAAUCGAUACGUUAUUUGUACAUUGGCCACCAGCCACGGCUCCAUGUCCCCACGAUUCGGUAUUACUUGUUUCGUUCCCUCUUCGCACUCUGUUUCGCCUGAGUGUAUUUCACUUGUAUAUUUCGUAUCCAGGGCCUCGCCUCGAUCCACGUAGUAAUUUAUAUUCAGAUCAGUUCCCCGCCGCUUUUCUUUCGUAGUGCCCAGGCGCGCCGACGAA